AUGCUUGCGGAUGUCCUUCCCAGUGACAUCUGGAUCACUAUCCUCCACCAUCUCGAGGUCGCCGACCUCGCCAAGCUCGCACAGACGUCACGAUAUUUUUUUACCUUGGUAAACGAAUAUGGCUGGAAGAUCCAUCUGAAGGCGAACUCUCGGACUGCAUGGAGCCUAUCCAAAUCCCUGCAGCUUUGGACACCGUACGCACAGGUCCGACAUCACACGAUCACCGAUCGUAAUUGGUCGGCCCCCCGUUUCGUCGCGAGGCCCUUAGCGUCCAAAUGGACGGGCAAGCUCCAACCCCAUCUCGCCAUUAAUGGCUCUCGCCUAUUCGUAGCCGCUGCUAGCCACAUCUAUUCAUACAAAUUCGGGCGCUCAGAAGACCCGGCUUCCGCCCCGAGCAUCCAGUUCGAGUGCGCGUACAUGACCAACAGGGUCCUGCAGGCCGCCCGCGAUAUCACGAGUAUAGAGUGCGUCCCCGAUGGUGGGUUCGAUCGCACUGUAUACGUGGGAUACGCUGAUGGCACGCUCGAGCGUGUUGUUCUGCCCGCGUGCAAGCCUGGCGCUCAGAGCCCCGUCCACCCCGAAGCCACCCAUCGGGAGAAGAAGCCGUAUCACGGCACUGACGCGGUCGAGAGCAUCUCGACCAACGGAGACCACAUCCUCUCCUUGUCCUCGAGCGGCACUGCGGUCUUCUUCUCGAACUCCGUGACCGACUCUCCACCGCAGUUCAUCGAGCUUCGCGUGCGCAGCUGGGCCACGCAUCUCUCGAAUAAACACGCGGUCCUCGGCGCGUCGUCACUAACGCCGCUCACGGUGCACGCCCUUCAGGAAUCCCGCAUUUCGUCCACCCCGUCCCACAUCCUCACAAACUCCACGCACGAUGACCACCCGCGCGCGUCCGCGGUAUACGGCAUCAGCGGUGCGCCCCGAUCCGCGCCCUGGGGUGCGUCCGAGAGCGUGGUCAUCUCGGGGUGGUACGAUGGUGUCGUGAACGUGCACGAUCUUCGGUCCUCCCGCCGCGCUCACCGCAUCCCCGGCGUGUCCUCAUACCCAUCCGGUGGGGCGCUCUACCCGGUGAUGAGCAUGUGCGACCCCUGGCUGUUCGAGCCCAUCUACGACGUCUCUGCCGGCGGCGGCAACGGGUGCCACAUCGCGGCGGGGACGGCGCGGCACAGCGUGGUCGCGUUCUGGGACGUCCGCGCGGCGAACCGCGGGUGGAGCGUACAUGCGCCUGGCAACGACUCUUCGCCGGUGUACUCGGUGAAGCUGGAGAGCUCGCGGCUCUUUGGUGCGACGCAGUCGAGGCCGUUCGUGUUCGACUUUGGUCCGGGGGCGAAGGAGGAGACGUAUCCCCCGCUGACGAGACCGCCCAAGGAGGACGGGCUGAAGCGCCGCGAUAGCAGCGGGGUGGGCUUCUAUGUGACGAGAUAUGGACACACGCGUCCCCACUAAUACUAGAAGAACUAAGAGAAUGUACAAUACGGAUCCGUCAAAUGCUGUUUCGGACAAGAUAUCUGUAUGGAAAGUGUAUACCAG
This is a messenger RNA of Dichomitus squalens LYAD-421 SS1, 1533 nucleotides long. RefSeq lists its product as uncharacterized. Gene Ontology annotation, molecular function: protein binding. The coding region runs from base 1 to 1449 and encodes 482 amino acids. The transcript is spliced from 3 exons. The record is from RefSeq and is a predicted model, not a curated record. Lineage: Eukaryota; Fungi; Basidiomycota; Agaricomycetes; Polyporales; Polyporaceae.